Messenger RNA from Frankliniella occidentalis (western flower thrips), 584 nucleotides. RefSeq names its product lateral signaling target protein 2 homolog. The record is from RefSeq and is a predicted model, not a curated record. Gene Ontology annotation, cellular component: early endosome membrane. Lineage: Eukaryota; Metazoa; Arthropoda; Insecta; Thysanoptera; Thripidae.
CGCGAUGACACGUCCCUGCUCGCUCAGUUUUUCUACGCGGACGAGGCGCUCAACAUCGUGGCCACGGAGCUGGACAGCUUCGACGGCCGCAAGGACCCGGAGCGCUGCUCGGUGCUGGUGAACCAGCUGCGCCAGUGCCAGGACAAGGUGCUGACGAUAUGCAGCCGCAUCAUGGACCAGGUGAUCCCGGACGAGCGCGCCGACCGGGACUUUCGCGUCAAGUUCCCCGACGACGUCAUGCAGGAGAACCUGGCGGGCCAGCUGUGGUUCGGCGCGGAGUGUCUGGCGGCUGGAUCGAGCAUAAUGAACCGAGAGACUGAGUCGUCGCUGAUGCGACCCCUUGCAAAAGCACUAACCAAGUCAUUGGAGAAUGUGCGGAAUCUCUUGCGCGAGCAGAGUCUGCGGGGUGAAUUGCGGAGUGAAUUGUUUGCUGCUGAACGGCUGAAGGGAGCUUUAAAGACGUUUGACCGCCUAUUUGCGGAGUUUGAGCUUUGCUAUGUGAGUGCAAUGGUGCCAGUCAAGAGUUUGCAAGAAUAUGAACUCCAACAGUUGGUUGUUGUUCUUUUCUCUGAAACUUUGCAAAG